AGAUCAGAGAGAGGCUGCAGCAUCUCUGCUGCCUGAGCACUAAAGACCCCAGGAAACUGGGAGCAGGGAGCGGGACUGGGUGGAGUAUCCAACCCUGGGAAGCAGACGGGGGCAGAUCAGAGCAGAGAGAGAGCCUGGAGCUUCCCUUCUCUGGAAGUCAGACAGAGCAGAGCGGGCAGGCGGGAGCAGGGAGUGACUGUGGAUUGUUCCCUCCUGACCCCGUCAGCAGUAGAAGCCACUGGGCUCUAUCCAUCCUACCGCCCUGAUGAUCCUGUCUCUGUGCCUCUUGCUUCCCGCGCUGGGUCCCAGCAGCCAGGAGAUCUGCUCAGCUCCCGGUGCUCUCCCUGCCCCCACUCUCUACCUGAGCCAGACGUCUGUGAAGCCGGGGGAAUCCGUGCAGCUCCAGUGCUCUGUGAUCUCCCAGCUCCUAGCCACCCGCAUCGUCUUCUGUCAGGACGGGGAGGAGGUUUCAUCCCAGAGGGGCUUAUUGGGGAAACUCACUUACAACUCUGACCAUGCAAUAUCUGGGGGCAGUUCCGGGAAUUACUCCUGCGGGUACGAGAUCAAGGACAAUGACAACCAGGUGAUCAGGUCCCAGCUCAGCCCUCCACAGCACCUCAUCAUCAGCGGCGCUCUCCCUGCCCCCACCCUCUACCUGAGCCAGACGUCCGCCCGGCCGGGGGACUCUGUGCGACUCCAGUGCUCCGUGUUUUCCUGGGCCCUGGCCACCCGCAUCGUCUUCUUUAAGGACGGGGAGGAAGUUUCGUCCCAGAGGAGCUUAUUGGGGAAACUCACCUACGACUAUGACCAUGUGGUGUCUCGGGGCAGCUCUGGGAAUUACUCCUGUGGGUACGAGAUCAAGGGCAGCAAGAACCAGGUGACCAGAUCCCAGCUCAGCCCUGCCCAGCACCUCAGUGUCACCGGGCUGGAUCUAAAGCUCCUGUUGGGAAUUACAAUCCCUGCUGUCCUGAUUCUGGCUGUGGUGCUUUAUCUGCUGGGAAAGAAAGUUGCAUCUCUGGCAAGGGAUCAAAGGGAACGAGUCCAGCGUGACAUCAGCAACACUCCUGAAGAUCAUAUUGAAUAUGCCUCUGUGAAUUGGCUGAGAAGCUCCAAGCAUCCCCGGCCCCAGAGAGAAGAGACGCCGACAUAUGCGACCGUCGGUCAGCAGCGGGACAGAUGUCAUUAAUGCUCCACUUGCUGAAAUGCAGGACUCGUCAGUGCGCAGUUACAUUGCAGAUCCUCCCAAAACCAGAGACAACCAUAGGGGCUUUGCUGCAAGGAAAUUGGGGACCAUCUCUGAGGCCAAAGCUGGACAAUGCACAGUGCCCAAAGUAGUACAGGAAAAAAUAAAAUUGGGGAAAAUAGCCAAACUUGGUAUUCCUACCCUCUUUGUAUCGAUAGCUCAACUCCUGAGUCCACUCAGUGCUGUUCAGAGAUUCCAUUGCCAACUCAAAGUUUACAAAAAUCAUGAGGAAGGCAAGGCCCCCUAAAAUCCCAAAAGUGAGUACUGCUGAAGUCCCUGUGUGUACGUGAGACAUCCAUUGGGGUGCGUGUCCUUCCAGUGCUGAGAAACACCCCGGCACCCCACACAGAUUACUCCCAGUCGCUGUUCUCUGGCCAGUCAUCUUGUGACGCAGCUGACUGGAGCCUUACACUAAUGGGAGAGUGAAACAAGGAA
Messenger RNA from Mauremys reevesii (Reeves's turtle), 1678 nucleotides. RefSeq lists its product as uncharacterized. Gene Ontology annotation, molecular function: transmembrane signaling receptor activity. Gene Ontology annotation, biological process: cell surface receptor signaling pathway. The transcript is spliced from 9 exons. Lineage: Eukaryota; Metazoa; Chordata; Testudines; Geoemydidae. The record is from RefSeq and is a predicted model, not a curated record. Bases 266 to 1186 code for a protein of 306 amino acids.